Molecule: messenger RNA, 2148 nt
Organism: Colletotrichum paranaense
Lineage: Eukaryota; Fungi; Ascomycota; Sordariomycetes; Glomerellales; Glomerellaceae
Exons: 1
Coding region: 1-2148 (715 amino acids)
Source: RefSeq, a predicted model, not a curated record
AUGGACACUGCCGGAUCGAAGUGUCCCGAGAACCAGAACUCUACGGAAUGCCUGCUUCGAGCUCUUCUGAACGUCCUCGCGGAGCAAAAGCAAGCAUCAGAUAGAAGCAUCGAUUGGGAUCCCAUCACAUUCGGCCUUACGCUCUUGAUUGGAUUGGUAGCUUCCUUGAUUGCUCUUGCUACUGUCUUUCAAGCUGUUCUUGCAGGUGGGAAAGGCGGCCGUAGAGCAAAUUCACGAGCCAUCGGCAAAUGGUCGAAGCACACGACUAGAAAAUGGAUCCUUGCAGAAAUGAGCUGGAGCUACACGGCUUACACGCCUGCUCUGAACAUGUGGACCCUAAAAAAGACACUCGAUUCGGCAAGGCUUGAGAUCGAAGAACGGCGACGGACAAAGAAGAGAGAACCGGACCUAGGCAUGCCCAGAAAGCUUCUCCUAUGGGGAAAAGAUAAGCUGAGUGUUUUCAGGAGGGAUUCCGUAAGCGUCGCGCCAUAUCCAGCUACAUGGCUUGGUCUUCUCGAAUACACUGGGUUAGUGGGUUACAAUCUCCCUCUUGCGCCAAUUACCGCCGACUACCUUCCCGAUGACUUCAUUACUGUUCCUGCUUCUGCGGAGGUCGGCGUAAUUGUAGUCAUCACUGCAGUUGCCGGGGUGCUGUGGUUAGACGAUGAUUUGUGUGUAUAUCCAACUAUCGUUGGUUACAACUUUCAAUUUGAUUUCCGUCAGCUUCCAGUUCUCGGCAUCAUCGGGGCCUUUUCCGAGUAUCGCAGAUUCGAGAACGGUUCGUUUGAUCGGACGCCUAGCUCGGAAAAGAUCGCACAGGCUAUGAAGCAUUCGCGUGGCAUGAUUGAGCCGCUGUUCGGGUAUUCGAAUGAAGAUUCAGCUUUCAUUAUCCGCAAGACCCCAAGAAAUUUGAAUAUGCAUCUUCUACGCGCAUACAUCCUCCCCAAAUACAAAGGGCGCGAUUGCUUUGUACAAGAUUAUGAUUUCCUCGACCAGAACCAAGUCCUGAUUGCCAGCUUCAUCUUGGCCAAGUCACCAAGGUUCGCCCCGUCACUUUUCCCAUCACCAGAAUGGAAGGGGCAUAACCCAUUUACAGCAAUUGCUCUCAAUGGAAAGUUUUGGUCAAAAGUCAGACCGCGUGACUUUGAGGAGUCAAAUUGGAAGUAUGAGCCUAAUAUGGAGUUAUUGUCAAGGGAAUCAGUCCAGGAACACUUUAAAUGGCUUGAAAUAUCGCCAGACGCUGCUGAUGAGACAGUUGAUGGGAUCUAUAAGCAACACCAAAGACCUUCCCCAUCUGGGGUGAAGCACCAAACUAUUUUAUUAUGCCUGGGACUUCUCAAGGAUCCUCGAGAGCUCCAGGUGAAGAUAUCACAGCUUCCAUUUGAGAGGAGAGAGACGCUUCGCCAAGCCGUACAUGUACACCUGAGGUUGACAGACGAAUGGCUCGCAUCAACUCAGGACGAAGAGCUUGUUUCCCUUCGAACUCAACAUCUGCUUUUUACCUCUAUAAUCUUGUCAAAAGCGGAGAGCAUGACGCAAGGUGGCCUGUUCGAGGUUACGGGUGCAACAAAGUUGAAUCCAAAGCAAACUGAGCAGCAGCAGCAGCAGCCGCAGCCACCACUAACUGUGCAAGAUGUUCACUUCAAGAUGCUUGGAGCCCUCAGAGGCCUCAUGAAAGACUUCGAUAUCAGCCAGAGAAGCUUUGAAGCCGUCCUCAAAAUAGCACAGAGAGAUUGGGAGGAGGGUUUCGAAAACCUUAGACGCCUACAAGAUCACUUACGCCACGAGGUCUUCACUGGCUCACGAGCUCAGGCAGGGCAGCAAGUCACUCUUGAGGACAAAACAAUUCAAGACGAUUUCGAAAAAAAGCUACAGGAGUCUCAGUCUCAGAUGAGGAGUUUGAUAGGACCCAGAUGUGACCUACGAAGCCGCUUCUUCAACACCCAUCAAGUACUGAACAGAUUAGCCACAGUGGUGGGUUGUCAUUCUGAUUCAGAGGAUCGAGAUAGGCAGACCGAGAAACCGGACAUGAUCGAUGAUGUCCUCAUCUUUCGCUCUCUUCUCAUAGGGGUAUUAUUUCUUACAGCUGUCGACAAUUCUAAGGUACUUGAAUCAGGAGUGUGGGAUCGUGUGGUUCCUAUUAUUUGA